AUGGCUGAAGAACUCGUCUCUUUCAGUCCCUCCGUCGCCCCUCUUGCUCCCGUCUCCACCGAGCAGGUCUUCAGCGACUUGCAAUGGAAGACCCUUUUGUCACUAGCUGAUACCGUCAUCCCAUCCGUGCGGGGCCCCAGAGCUCGCAAGUCGCGGUCUACAAAGGUCGUCCCACAAGCAAAACUAGACGUUGCCCUCGAAACUCUCAAGGCUGGCAUUCCUGGUCCUGAUGCAAGUACUCUCGCGACACAGUAUCUGGAAGAGAACUUGACCUCCAUUCCCGAAGUUCGCCAGGCACUGCAGCGCCUUUUCACUGAAUAUGUGCACCAAGAGGGGAGAAAUGGCUUGAGCAUGGUUUUGACUGCCCUGAAUACCCGCGCUGGCUCUCUGCUUCUGACCGGCUCGAUGACGCCCAUCCAAGAUCAACCCUUUUACGUUCGGGAACAGAUUUUUCAGAGCUGGGCAGACUCUCGCCUACCGCCCGUGCGCGCCUUCUAUCGGGGUCUUGUUGGCAUGUUCAAGAAGAUGUGGGUUACAUUCAGUCCAACUCUCUAUCCCACCGUUGGCGUCCCUCAUGUUCCCGUUUUCGGCACCCCGAAAGACGGAUUCCAAUAUGAGUUCCUGCAAUUCCCACCAGGCCAGAAGCCCGAGAUGAUCGAAACCGAUGUCAUCAUUAUUGGGAGCGGCUGUGGUGGCAGUGUAGCAGCCAAAAACUUGGCAGAGGCCGGCAAGAGGGUAAUAGUCGUCGAGAAAGGAUACUCGUUCUCACCACGACAAUUCCCCAUGAGGCCGAAUGAGGGCUUUAACAACCUUUUCGACUCAGCCGGCGCAGUCACCAAUGACGAAGGCUCCAUGGGUGUGCUGUACGGCUCAACUUGGGGUGGUGGCGGUACCGUCAACUGGUCCGCUUCGCUCCAAACACAAGGCUAUGUACGCCGCGAAUGGGCUAACCGGGGCCUUCCCUUUUUUACAUCGCUCGAGUUCCAGAACAGCUUGGAUCGUGUUUGUGAGCGCAUGGGCGUCAGCGCUGAAUUUACCAACCACAACAAGGCCAAUCGCAUGAUCCUCGAGGGCGCUCGGAAACUCGGUUAUUCUGCAAAGGCUGUGCCACAGAACACCGGUGGCGAGACUCACUACUGUGGACACUGCACACUGGGCUGUCACUCGGGUGGGAAGAAGGGGCCGGUGGAGACCUUCCUCGUGGACGCUGCCAAUGCCGGUGCCACUUUCAUCGAAGGGUUUAACGUGGAGCGGGUUCUCUUCUCCAAGAAGAAGGCCGGAAAGGUUGCGUCUGGCGUGCUAGGCACAUGGGUCUCUCGUGAUGCACACUUUGGAGUCUCUGGGGUUGGGGCGGUCAAACGGAAGGUCAUUAUCCGGGCGAAGAAAGUUGUCGUCUCCGGUGGUUCCCUGCAUAGUCCUCUAUUGCUACUACGAAGCGGCAUCAAGAACGCGAAUAUUGGCAGGAACCUUCAUCUCCAUCCUGUCGCUAUCGCAACUGCCGUGUUCGAUGAGACCCUCCGCCCAUGGGAAGGGGCCUGCUUGACCGCCGUCGUCAACGAGUUCGAAGACAGUGACGGACAGGGUCACGGCGCUAAAAUCGAAGGAGUCUCCAUGCUUCCGGCAGCAAUCCUUCCCAUAUACACCUGGCGCGACGGUUUGGACUACAAGCUCCAAGCGGCCAAACUGUCCCGUUCUGCUGGAUUUAUCACUCUUGUCAGAGACCGAGAUCCGGGACGAGUCUACCCAGACUCAAACGACGGACGACCUCGAAUUGAUUACAGCGUCUCUUCCUUCGAUCGCCAGCACAUGAUCGACGCGUUGAUUGCUAGCGCCAAGAUCUCUUACAUUUCCGGAGCCAAAGAAAUCCACACAUCGUACCGCGACAUGCCACCGUUCAUUCGGCCAGCGGAUGAUUCACCAAACGGCCCCGAUGGAGUCAACAGCCCGGCGAUUACGGCAUGGAUCGACGAACUCCGACGCAAGGCACCAAAGACGUCGGACAAGGUGAUGUGGGCCAGUGCUCAUCAGAUGGGAAGUUGCCGCAUGGGCACGAACCCUAGAUAUAGCGUUGUGGACCCGCAGGGCCAAGUCUGGGGUACCAAGGGGCUGUAUGUGGUCGAUGCAUCGAUCUUCCCAAGUGCCAGUGGCGUCAACCCCAUGAUCACGAAUAUGGGUAUUGCAGACUAUAUCAGUCGCAACAUUGCGAAGACGAUGGAUCUGGCCACUGCCGUCGCACGUCUCUGA
Molecule: messenger RNA, 2244 nt
Organism: Aspergillus calidoustus
Lineage: Eukaryota; Fungi; Ascomycota; Eurotiomycetes; Eurotiales; Aspergillaceae
Source: the annotation of a GenBank genome assembly